Messenger RNA from Pseudomyrmex gracilis, 3919 nucleotides. RefSeq lists its product as uncharacterized. The transcript has 16 exons. NCBI's taxonomy places the organism in Eukaryota, Metazoa, Arthropoda, Insecta, Hymenoptera, Formicidae. Gene Ontology annotation, molecular function: DNA-binding transcription factor activity; RNA polymerase II cis-regulatory region sequence-specific DNA binding. Gene Ontology annotation, biological process: regulation of transcription by RNA polymerase II. The coding region runs from base 63 to 3077 and encodes 1004 amino acids. The record is from RefSeq and is a predicted model, not a curated record.
ACAUUGAUGGGCAGGAGCCGGCCAGGAUCUGAUCAACGAUAACGGGACAAAUCGAUGCAAAAAUGUCGCAGGGCAACUUGCUGCAGGAAUAUAACUGGGAAACUCAGUAUAACGAUCCGCAGAUGCAAUUUUCUCGUCCCAUUUCGGACGAAGUUAUCAGCGUUUACGAGGUUUUCGUGAAAGAAGAGUCGGGGAGUUCUAACUCGAAAAAUGACAAUGUACAGAACGCGUCGGGAUUAGAACCUGCUGCCAAUCAGCAAUUGAUCCAAGUAAUUGAUAUCAACAAAUUGAGAAAUACCAGUAACAAUGAGAGCUACUUAAGACCGUAUAAAUUCGAUUCCAAGGGUGACUACGUAGACCUGGAUACAGCCAUCGAUUCCGAAGUGAUCAAUAUCGACGGCACCGUCACAAAACUCCUCGGCAAAGACGCGUUAAGGUACAAAAUGCUGGAGCAAAAUGCUAACGCGCCAGACGAAAAUGUCAUUAUAUAUUCACACCCUGUCGCCGAGGGUCCUUCCUCCUCGACACCUCGACUUAUUGAUAAAGAUGAUCCGCGAUCCAGAUUGCACUUUGUAAAAUAUCUGAAACGCGAUGGAAAGACGCUUAAGAUUUGGGAAUGUGGCAUUUGUUCAAAAGAGUUCCGCCAUCAGUACACCUUGAUGAGACACUUGCCGACUCACACCGACGAGAGAAACUUUAAAUGCGAAGCUUGCGGCAAAGCUUUUCGCCAGUUGUCAACAUUGAGUCAGCACAAGGCUAUACACAGCGACGCCAGGCCCUAUGUGUGCGAAUUUUGCAAGAAGACAUUUAACAGAGUGUCUACGUUGAUUUCCCAUCGGAAAACGCACUCGGAACACAAACCGCACAAGUGUCACGUGUGCGGUAAAGGAUUUCAUCAGAAGGGAAAUCUGCGGAAUCACGUUUUCACGCACACGAACGAGAGGCCGUACAAAUGCGAGCUCUGUGGCAAAGGCUUCAAUCAGAUGUCGAAUUUGGUCUGUCACAAGGUGAAGGCGCACGCACACAUUGACAAGAGUAUGCAGUACUCAUGCGGGGUUUGCGGCAAGGAAUUUCCUCGCAGGUUCGCUUUGCGAUCGCAUGAGGAAUACAAGCACGGCAUAAAAUAUCGAAGCACGAGCAAUGCGCAAUCCGCUGUGAACGAGCCCGAUAAUCCGAAGAGCAAGAACGUUAGAAUCAUACAAUUGACUAAUGGCAGUCGAAAUCAGAUGAGUGAAAGCAAAGAGAAGGAAUAUUUCGGUUCGUCGGAUUUGAUGGACAGCAUUGUGAUAGAAAAGAUCGAUACAAAAGCGAUGGAGAUGGCGGUGCUGCAAGGGCAGACUCCUUUCGCUCUUUACAAACCCGCCAAAGGUAUACCGAUUCUCGUUAAAGUCUCGUCAACCGCAAAUAAUAAGCACAUACUUACACCCGCAACUGGCGAGGAUUUGCGAAUGGCAGGAAAAAUCACUAUCAGUUCCAAUGAAACUUCAGACGGUGAUUGUAACAAGGCUGUUCAGGUGAAGGUGCCGGUUGUUGCUACAGUGAUUCAAAACAUCGAGAUCGAUGGCAAAUCCAGCUUCGUCAUUGAGCCUCCGGGUACAGAACAAGAGCAAGAUGGUCUGGUGACAGCGUUGGACUCGCUCUCCGACUUCGGUCGCAACGAGCCGGAAAAAUGGACAAAUGGCCAAAAUGGUCCGAACUCAACUACGCCGAUGGACGAGUACAACGAGUACAACGAGUUGCUGGAGUUGGCUGCGCAGGGUGGAAUACAGUUUGUUCGCGCUACAGAGGAUGGUCAUUACGAGGUUAUGACGAACAGCGAGGCUCGUGACUUAAUGGCGCAGAAUUCCCACGACGUAACGAUUCUUGACGACGAACAGGCGGACGCCAUCAAUCUCGUGAAUAUACGCAAUAAUGGUGACGUCAUCAUCGGCGACAACGAUAAUCAGAUCAUGGUGCUGGAAUCCGGCCAGAAAUCCAGUAAUAUGCCAAUGGACGACAUCGAGAUUCUCGAGGACAAAGACAUUAGGAUUCUCGAGGGUAAAAGCCCCGACGAUCGUUUCAUGGAUGGCAUAACAUUCCUCUCCCAGACCAAAAUCGACGACCUCCUGCUGGGUCCCAAAUCGUUGGCUAUCGACGGCGAUAGUGCCUUAACCGGGCACGAAGAUGCAAUGGUUGUGCCACCGAACCAGCAAGACCUAACGAGCAUCUUGGGUCACUCCUCGAAUCUAUCCACUAGCUCGCAAUCCUCGUUAUCGUCUUUGUUAAUGAAGAACCAUCCGCCAUUACCGCUGUUGAACGAGACACUCCCAUAUCUGAAGAGCAGUCAGAGCUUCACGGAGGAUCUAGACAUUCUCGGCAUCUCCUCCGUGGAAGAUCAUCACCUGGAGUACGACUCGAAGAUGAAACUGUCCUCGGUCUUCGACGACGAUUGCGAUAUGACCGGUUUGAUGACCUUCGGCCAACAAGAUAUGAAGAUAUUCGAUUCCGGGAAUCAAUGCAUGAAAUCUUUCAACAACAAGAUGAUGCCAGCUCCGAGAUUAUUUCCCGGUAUGAAUGAGGUGAAGAUCGUAGGGCCGAAGCAUCAUAAUCACGAACUGAUCAACCCGUACUAUCAAGAAAACAGAGUUCUCAGUCCCUUCGAGCAGUUCCUCAAGAGUUUACAGACAAACGGUUACGCACCAAACGCUGCCGACACGUCCGAUGGAAGCAGAAAAGAGGUAAAAAUACUCGGCAAGAAAUUCAGUACCGGAAUUAUCACCGAAGAAGGUGACAUUGUGCAAAUUAUCGAUGAAAAAUCUAAAUUUGAUACCAACAACGCGAUGGAUUUCUGCGACAACGUCUUGCAGCAGUGCGCGGGCAUGUCAUCGCCGCGACGACUGUAUCGGCAACCAAUGGAAAACGACGUAGCGGACAGCUUCUUGCUCCAAGCCGGAAGUCCCUGCGGCUCCGAUUUUCUGAAUUUCGACAAUCGUUUUGCCGGCAAGCAUCUGUCGUCCGACAGCCAUCUCGAUAGGAGCCAGAAAGAGGAUGGUCGCGGAGAUAGUUUUGAAUCUACGGAAGUGUUGAGUCUGGACUGACGGAGCGCGCGAUCAACGACGAAACGGACUCUGCCUUUCCGGAGUCCACUUAUUGUUUUGCGUCAUUGAUAUCACUUAGUGGAAAAAAUAUUCACGCGUUGUUUCGAUCCUCUUCGUUGCACGUAAAGAGGAUAAAGAUGAUGAGAUGUGAAAUUUAUAUGACGAGAGGUGCGUAUAUUGGUAUUUUUAUAGUUUUUUUGUUUGUCACAACAAAGAUUGGAUCCCAUUUAAAUGCGACAGAUCCGUACCUUCGUUUACGCACUUUUAUUUGCCAAUUUUGCUAUUAAAUAGUAAGCGAGUAUUAUGUAAGAAUUGUGCUAAUAUAUUUUUGAAAAUAUGUAAUUGAUUCUCGCAACAACUGCUAAUUGAGAAUGAAAUAUCUCCGGGAAGAUAAUUUAUAUAAUUCUUCGCUAUUAUGGAGAGAUUAUGUGAAUAUAAUUUUAUGAAAUGUACUUGUGUAAAUUGAAGUAUUCAAUCUCUCUCACAGAUAUUUCUAUAAUCGUCUUGCUCUGAUCUUUAUACGAUUUCUUAAAUUGCGUUAUAUAUAUAUAGUCUUUCUUAGUUUCUACACUGAUUUAUGUAAUGUGAUUUGUGUAUAAAUCAAACCAGUGUUUUAUAUUCUCAGACUUGGCGCGCAUGUGUACGUUGUGAACAGUAAAAAUUUAUAAAAAAUAUACGAAAGUCUUCGGAUUUUUUUUCUUGGAUAAUGGAAAGAGAGUAAAAUACGUUGGGGUGAUAAAAUAAAUCCGUCAGAGAGCGUGAGAAAGCAAAAUCCCAACCUAGUGGUAUUUUUAAUAAAUACGCGGGAUAGAGAGAUACGAAAGACUGCGGUAUUCCGAUAC